AUGCAAUUUACUCUUGCGAGUGUGACCAACUCGAUCGUACAGAAUUCACCGAUAAUCACAUUUUCUUUUUCAGCCACCAAGAAACCAUUAUCGCCGUUCGCCAAAUUUCGUCAACUAGAUCGGCAAUAUAGUUCUUCUUUGCCGUCAAGUCCCAUAAAGUCGCCAGAAAAGGAGUUUCGUUUUAGAUUUACCGAACCUACUGUGACAAAUAAUGCGGUACAGAUAAAGGAACGAUUGUUAUCUUGGUGCCGUUCCAAAACCAAGGAGUACGAGAAUAUACAACUUGACAAUUUCUCAACAAGUUGGAACAAUGGUUUGGCAUUUUGCGCUCUGAUUCAUCAUUUUAGACCUGAUGCCUUUGAUUAUCAUUCGUUACGUCCACAGGACCGCAGGAAGAACUUUGAUCUGGCAUUCAAAACGGCUGAUGAAGCCGGUAUCGCGCCAUUGCUUGAUGUCGAAGACAUGGUAGUUAUGCGACGUCCAGAUUGGAAGUGCGUCUUCACUUACGUUCAAUCCUUUUAUCGGCGUUUCAAGGACGAGGAUUGAACGGAAAAGGUUUUGAGAUAUAAAUAUAUACAUUUUUUUUUCUCACUAUAAACCUCUGGCUCCUAGCAGACCUCGCAAUUUAAUUAAUUUACGUAACGUAGUACUUUAUGAAUCACUAAGAGAUAAAACACAAAGUAGAUCUUGAUAUAAGAAGAAAAAUUAGUGAUUUAUUUCGUUUUUUUUUUUCUUUUUUUUAAUUUCUUACUUUUCCAAUUGUUUCACAGACUUUCACUUAAAUCUAUGAAUUAUUUUACAUAAAAAUAUAACCAUCGUACUAAAGUACGAAGGCACGUUGUUACAUACUUUUCUACUAUUGACUAUUAUCAAUAGAAAAACGUUUUUGAAUAAGUAUAUUUUUUUUUUUUUUUUUUUUUUUUUUAUUAAAUCAAAAAAAUAUAAUUGUUAUUAAAUGAAUUUAUAGAGACUAACUAGUUUCAUAUGAGUCGUUACAAACGUUUCAUUAUUUUUGUGUAACUAUUUAGAAAAUUGUUAAAUAUAUAAUCACGUGCGACUCUAUGAAAAAGUUAUAUAUUUAUUUUAUUUCACGAUAUAAAAUUGACAAAGUAUUUAGAUAUAAAUAUAAUAUAUACAGACAGAUGAAAAAUCAGUACAGUCGAGCAAUAUAAACAAUGUAGGUAAGAAUGGCGUAAGUUGUGCUUCUUUAAAUUAUUUAAAAGGUAAUGAAAACUAUUAUAGAUGUUCAAACUAUUAAACUCUAAAUAUAAAGUAUAUCAAUUUGUUUAGUCUUAAAUCUCUGUUUAAGCUUUUCUCCAAUAUGGAGAUAAUGUAUAAAACAUAUUUUUAUUACUCUUAAACAUCUAAUAUAAAAUUAAAGAGCACUAUCUUCCAAA
Messenger RNA from Vespula pensylvanica (western yellowjacket), 1397 nucleotides. Its product is annotated as smoothelin-like protein 2. Gene Ontology annotation, biological process: actin cytoskeleton organization. Gene Ontology annotation, cellular component: filamentous actin; microtubule organizing center. Gene Ontology annotation, molecular function: protein binding. NCBI's taxonomy places the organism in Eukaryota, Metazoa, Arthropoda, Insecta, Hymenoptera, Vespidae. The transcript has 5 exons. The record is from RefSeq and is a predicted model, not a curated record. Bases 1 to 546 code for a protein of 181 amino acids.